Hevea brasiliensis (rubber tree) is the source of this 3070-nucleotide messenger RNA. Its product is annotated as ABC transporter G family member 22. Bases 170 to 2386 code for a protein of 738 amino acids. Gene Ontology annotation, cellular component: membrane. The transcript has 11 exons. Lineage: Eukaryota; Viridiplantae; Streptophyta; Magnoliopsida; Malpighiales; Euphorbiaceae. Gene Ontology annotation, molecular function: ATP binding; ATP hydrolysis activity; ABC-type transporter activity. The record is from RefSeq and is a predicted model, not a curated record.
CCUUCUUAAUUGCACCCUAUAAUUAGUGGUUGCACCAUAUGGGGUUGCUGCAGUUGAAGAUCAGCAACUUUGAUCUUCUCCUUAGUUCGUUAUAGCUAUAGUGAUCCUUCACCUUUUUGAUUAACAGCAAACAAAAUACAAAAGUAAAGAAGCAAAAGAAGAUUGUAGCAUGGAGAAAACAAGCGCUUCUAGUUUAGUGAGAACAAAAUCGGACCAACUAGUGGAGACGGUGGCGGCGGAUUUUAAAUCUCCCCCGACGAAUGAGGUGGGUGGAGGAGUGUCGGAAGGAAGUGGGACAUUGUCGAGGAAGUCCAGCAAGCGGCAGAUUAUGGCGGCAUCACCAGGGCGGAGCGGUGGAGGUGGCAAGAACACACACAUAAGGAAGUCAUGGAGUGCACAGAUGAAGUUUGACUUGGAUGACGUAAGCAGCGGUGCAGCUUUAAGCCGAGCCUCUAGUGCCAGCUUGGGCUUGUCUUUCUCCUUCACCGGCUUCACGGUGCCGCCGGACGAGAUCGCGGACUCAAAGUCGUUUAGCGAUGAUGAUAUACCUGAGGAUCUUGAAGCUGGGACGAGGAAACCGAAGUUUCAAACAGAACCCACCUUGCCGAUUUUUCUCAAGUUCACAGAUGUCACUUACAAGUUGAUUAACAAGGGGAUGACAUCGACGGAGGAGAAGUAUAUCUUGAAUGGAAUCACUGGUUCAGUGAAUCCAGGGCAAGUCUUGGCACUUAUGGGACCUUCAGGAAGUGGAAAGACAACACUCUUGAAUCUGCUUGGUGGCAGGUUAAUUCAGCCCGGUGUUGGUGGUUCAAUCACUUAUAAUGACCAACCAUAUUCCAAGUUUCUAAAAAGUAGGAUAGGAUUUGUGACUCAAGACGACGUUUUGUUUCCUCACCUUACAGUGAAAGAAACAUUAACAUAUGCAGCUCUCCUCCGAUUGCCGAAGACAUUGACAAAAGAACAGAAGGAAAAACGAGCCAUAGAUGUCAUCUAUGAGCUAGGCUUGGAGAGGUGCCAAGACACCAUGAUUGGAGGCUCAUUCGUCCGUGGCGUUUCAGGUGGGGAAAGGAAAAGAGUGUGUAUUGGAAAUGAGAUUAUAAUCAACCCUUCUGUUUUGUUUCUUGAUGAACCAACGUCUGGCUUGGAUUCCACAACUGCUUUAAGGAUAGUUCAGAUGUUGCAGGAUAUAGCAGAGGCAGGGAAAACAGUGAUAACAACAAUCCACCAGCCAUCAAGUAGACUCUUCCACAAGUUUGACAAGUUGAUCCUUCUUGGGAAAGGAAGCUUGCUCUAUUUUGGAAAAGCAUCAGAAGCAAUGCCCUACUUCUCAUCUGUUGGUUGUAACCCACUUAUUGCCAUGAAUCCAGCUGAGUUCUUGCUAGAACUUGCAAAUGGAAACAUAAAUGAUGUUUCUGUACCAUCAGAAUUGGAGGAUCGAGUGCAAAUGGAGAAUUCAGACAACGAAACAAGAAAUGGGAAGCCAUCUCCUGCAGUUGUACAUGAUUAUCUUGUGGAAGCCUACGAGACACGAGUUGCAGAAAAUGAGAAGAAGAAACUUAUGGUUCCUAUACCCCUUGAUGAGGAAGUGAAGUUGAAAGUGUCUUCUCCGAAGCGACAAUGGGGAGCAAGCUGGUGGGAACAAUAUACCUUAUUAUUCUGUAGAGGAAUCAAAGAAAGGAGACAUGACUAUUUUAGCUGGUUGAGAAUAACCCAGGUUCUUUCCACUGCUAUUAUCUUGGGAUUACUAUGGUGGCAAUCAGAGAGUAACAGCCCCAAAGGCCUGCAAGAUCAGGCAGGGCUGCUUUUCUUCAUUGCUGUUUUCUGGGGAUUCUUUCCAGUCUUCACUGCCAUCUUUACAUUCCCUCAAGAAAGAGCUAUGCUUAAUAAGGAACGUGCAGCAGACAUGUAUAGAUUGAGUGCUUAUUUCUUGGCAAGGACUACAAGCGAUCUUCCACUUGAUCUGAUACUGCCAGUACUUUUCCUUGUCGUUGUCUAUUUCAUGGCAGGCUUGAGAAUGAGUGCUGGUCCCUUUUUCCUCAGCCUGCUAACUGUUUUCCUCUGUAUUGUUGCUGCUCAGGGACUUGGACUAGCUAUUGGAGCUACAUUAAUGGACUUGAAGAAGGCUACAACACUUGCUUCAGUAACUGUGAUGACCUUUAUGCUGGCUGGAGGAUACUUUGUGAAGAUUCGCAACACCCGGUGCAUUUCACCAGAUCCCAUUUGCACAAUAGGGAAAAUUACUCAACAUCCAAUAUUGAAGUUUCAUCAGAGCAUAAAAUGGUCAAGGGUGAAGUGUAUUCUUUCAGGGAAAAAGGGAAACACUAUCUCUCCCAAAAUAAAUGCUGACUCCACAUUUUCUCAAGCUUGGAUUGGCAUUCAGUUAUAGAAAAUGUAAUAGUUAAUACAUAGUCUUCUCUUCCUUUUGCAGAAAGUUCCAAUAUUCGUUGCUUGGAUCCGCUAUAUGUCUUUCAACUAUCACACUUACAAACUUCUUCUCAAGGUGCAAUACGAGCAUAUGUCGCCCCCCAUCAAAGGAAUGAGAAUGGACAAUGGUUUAAUGGAAGUAAGUGCCUUGGUGGCCAUGGUUUUUGGCUACCGUCUCCUGGCAUACAUUUCUUUACGGAAGAUGAAGCUUAAUUGAGGAUCCUAAUAGCCUGAAAACUUCAGAGGAACACAAAUCUGGAGCACUAUCCCCCAAUUCCGAGUCUGACUGCUAGAAGAGCUAUCUUGUGAAAGCUCACAUUCCAGGAUAGGUUUUUAAGGGAAACUGGCAAGGAACCAUCGGGAUUUCUGCUUCCAGGAUGUUCUGUGCGUCCUAAUAGCUUCAAUAGGAACAUUACAAACUAUCUUAGGCAUAUGAGAAGGUAAGAGGAUUUUUCUUUGGAGAAUACUUAGAAAUGCAAUGACAACACCAGAAGCUCAUUUUCACCAGCUGGUCUUUUUAUAUUAUUUAUAUGCAAUGAUGUGACAUUUAUGAAACUUAACUAAACAUCAGUCAUCCAUAUUAAUUGAUUUUGAUGAUUGUACUUCUGAAGUGUUAGAAAUGAAAACUUUAUUGAGCUUGAACUUA